AUGCAGCUAAAAACUUUCUUGCUUGUGCUACUAUUGCGCGCUUCAAUUGCUGCAGAUUUCGAGGACAAUUUUAAGAACUGUCACCCCAACGUAUCAGGUUUUGAUGUCUGCAUGCGAGAGGGAUUGAAUGCAAUUCGACCUUAUUUCAAAACCGGUUUACCAAAAUACAACAUUCUCCCAUUUGAUCCCUUUUUUGCCAGGGAGGUAACGGCCACGAGAGGGGUACCGAAUUUUGGUUUUACUUUAACUCUUCGAAAUGUCACCGAAACCGGGUGGUCACUGAGUAAAGUAACAAAAUUUGUUUCCGACUUGAAUAAUUACAAGAUUGUCUACACGCAAAGUUUCCCAGAAAAAAUGUUGACGGGUAAUUAUGAAUUUAAAGGAGCUUUCUUCAGUUCCACUAUACAUAAUAGAGGAAGAUUCACACUCACUUUAUAUGAUCUUAUACAAAUGACCACCGUGACCAAAUUGCCGGGACUAAAAUUGCGGGCCCAAAUGGACGUCCAAUCCAUCAAAGAUUUAAAGCUUCACAUUACAAAUCUUCUAUUUGGCAAACGAUUCUUUGAGGGUAUUCUCGAUAAAAUAAUUAAUCAUACGUGGCAGCCAGGUUUUGUUUUAACGAGGGGCCUAAUCAACGAACUCGUUUCGACUGCUUUCACAGAGAUUUUCGAUAAUUCCUUCCGUGACUUUCCCUUUGAGCAAAUUUUCAAAUCAAAGUCGUUUAUACUUUAA
Cyphomyrmex costatus is the source of this 732-nucleotide messenger RNA. RefSeq names its product Juvenile hormone binding protein 16 (gene Jhbp16). The transcript is spliced from 4 exons. Gene Ontology annotation, biological process: multicellular organismal reproductive process. The record is from RefSeq and is a predicted model, not a curated record. The coding region runs from base 1 to 732 and encodes 243 amino acids. NCBI's taxonomy places the organism in Eukaryota, Metazoa, Arthropoda, Insecta, Hymenoptera, Formicidae.